Messenger RNA from Nymphalis io (European peacock), 5593 nucleotides. Its product is annotated as organic cation transporter protein-like. The record is from RefSeq and is a predicted model, not a curated record. The transcript has 12 exons. The coding region runs from base 209 to 2152 and encodes 647 amino acids. Gene Ontology annotation, cellular component: membrane. Gene Ontology annotation, molecular function: transmembrane transporter activity. Gene Ontology annotation, biological process: transmembrane transport. Lineage: Eukaryota; Metazoa; Arthropoda; Insecta; Lepidoptera; Nymphalidae.
GCGAGCCGCGUUUGCUCAAUUAAAGAAAAAAAAAACAAGUAAAUUUACGCGCGAAGACGUAUAGUUACUUGUGUAUCUGUGGUUAUUGGAACUACGGCGUGUUGUGCUUUUUUAAUUGGAGUGAUUCGAUAUUUCUUUUCUUAACCGAAAAUAAUAGAUCGAUAUCAAGUCCAGCUUACAAUAGGGCACAUAGUACAAAGCAUACAAGAUGGCGCCACAAGAGCGAACUUCAUGCUGCGAAGAGGACUCCCGUCAAUCCGGGUCCAUAGAUAACAAUCUUUCAAACAUCGACCUAUCAGGCAGUUUCAUCAAUAAGGGCUUCACGAAUGACAGCACAGACAAUACAGCUACAAAAGGCACAAAUAACGAAGAAAAUAGGAAAAAAGUCACCGAUUUUGAUGAUCUGUUGCCAUAUGUUGGUGAAUUCGGAAUAUAUCAGAAGAUCUUGUUCUUAAUGAUGAUACCAUUCGCCUUCUUCGUUUCAUUCGUGUAUUUCUCACAAAUCUUCAUGACCAUCGUCCCGGAACAGCAUUGGUGCUGGAUUCCGGAGCUCGCCAAUUUGACCGUGGAGGAAAGACGAGCUCUCGCCAUCCCGCCCAAUACAAACGGACCAUUCGCCCAUGACCGUUGUCAUAUGUUCUCUGCGGAUUGGGCAGCCGCUCUGGCUCAAGGCCGAACCACCCCUGACGACGAAUGGCCAAUCAUACCAUGCACGCAUGGCUGGGAGUACAACAGGAGUGAUGUCCCGUAUGAGACCAUUGCUUCACAGCUUGAUUGGGUGUGUGACAAGGAUAACCUGCCCGCCACAGCCCAAGCUAUCUUCUUCUGCGGGGCCAUCGUCGGAGGGCUGGUCUUCGGCUGGAUAGCUGAUAAAUACGGCAGAAUUCCCGCUCUAGUCGGUACAAAUCUGGUGGGGUUCGCGGCUGGUAUUGCGACGGCAUUUUGUAACACGUUCUGGUCGUUCGCGCUCUGCCGGUUCCUGGUGGGGCUUGCGUUCGAUAACUGCUUCACUAUGAUGUAUAUUCUUGUAUUGGAAUACGUCGGACCGAAAUGGCGGACGUUCGUUGCCAAUAUGUCUAUAGCCAUAUUCUUCACGUUGGGUGCUAGCUUGUUACCCUGGAUCGCACUGUGGGCUGAUGACUGGAGGCGAUACGCUUUAGGGAUCAGUGCUCCGUUCAUAAUCGCCGCGGCUACCCCAUGGCUGGUACCAGAGAGUGCGAGAUGGCUCCUCUCUCAAGGCAAGAUCGACAAGGCGUUAGUGAUCAUGAAGAAAUUCGAAAGAAUCAACAAGACGAAAAUCCCAGACAAAGUUCUCAGCGAAUUUACCGAAGCGUCCCAUAAAGCGAUCAAGGAAUCCGAAGCGGAGUCCAAAACGUAUUCAGUUCUGGACAUCUUCAGAACACCUCGUCUGAGACGGAAUGCGUUACUGCUCAUCAUCAUCUGGAUGGCAAUCUCUCUGGUCUUCGACGGCCACGUCAGGAACGUGGGGUCGUUGGGCCUGGAUAUUUUCCUGACCUUCACGAUAGCCACGGCCACUGAAUUCCCGGCUGAUACAUUUUUGACAAUCGUUCUGGAUAGAUGGGGAAGGAGAUGGCUCGCCUGCGGGUCCAUGGUCAUCAGCGGCAUCUUCAGUCUGCUAGCUACAGCUGUUCCUGUUGGCGGCCCGUCGGCGACGCUGGCCAUCCUGGGCCGGUUCGCGGUGAACAUCUCGUACAACAUCGGGCUGCAGUACGCCGCCGAGCUGCUCCCCACCGUGGUGCGCGCGCAGGGCGUCGCGCUCAUACACAUCAUGGGCUACGUCGCCUCCAUCCUGGCGCCCUUCGUCGUCUACCUGGCUAACAUAUCCCAAGAGCUGCCGCUCCUGAUUCUCGGGGUCCUUGGAAUAGUGGGAGGCAUCCUGUGCCUGUUGCUGCCGGAGACCAUGGAUACGGAGAUGCCGCAGACCCUCGCCGAUGGAGAGAACUUCGGCAAGGAUCAGCGGUUCUGGGACAUGCCUUGUUUCCCACGGAGUAAGCCGGAGUCGUCCGGCCCGUCCGGCCCGGUCGCGGACGAGCCGUUCCGGCGCGCGCUGCCGGCGUCCGGCUCGCGCGCGUCCGUCCGCGCGUCCGUCCGGCUGUCGGCGCGCCGGGCCGCGCCGCCCCUCGCCGUCUGAGCGCGGCGGACCCUUCACCUACUUGUAGUAAUUUAUUUUUUGUAACCCUUUGCUAAUUCGAUCUCCUAAAUUGUUUUUUGGUAAAAUUGUAUUUAUUUAUUUAGCUCCAUUGUAGGAGCUAGGCGUACCUCUUAGAUAGGUCUCAGAGUUUUAAUCGCAAUCACGAUAGCCUUGAAUACAAUUGAGGCGUAAAUUGACUGUUUGUUCUUCUGAGUGUCCGGUUGAUUGGUUUCAGAGUGGCUGAACUAUGAGUGAAUGAUUUUAUGAUUAUUUUGAUUACCAAAGUCCAAUAUUUGGAUUAAAUUUGCUUAACUACUGAAUUAAAUGUGAUUGCGAUUCAAAUUUUCUUCCAAAUUCGAUCAUUUUAAAUCACCCUCCAAGGGUUCGAAAUUCAACAAAUAAAAAAAUCUAAUUUCUAAAUGGACGAAAUUAUAUAAUAUGUCCAUUUUGUUAUAGUUUCUGAUAUUUCAUAGAUAUCAACCAAAGAAUCGAUAAAUCGAUGCCUUAUUAAAAAUCUUGCCUUCAACACAACAAAAGCAGAUAUGGCGACUGUUCAGCCAUAUUGGAUAUUGAGCGACAUACCGUGACCGCCCGUUAUUCUUGCCUCUAACUGCGGGUCGAGUUUUAAAUUGUUAUCUUAAUAUUAAUUAUAUUUAAGUUACUAAUUAAUAAAUGUAAAUAUUAGUACUAUAGUUAUAUAAAACCAACUCCAUAUAUUAUAUUUAUACAUAUUAAAGCGAAAUACCAUUUAUCUGUGCAUAAACAAGGAAACGGUUACUUUUUUAAUUUUGCUAGCUGUUGAGUCUUGGUGUUAGGGUCCGUUCACACAGACCGGCUCGGAGAGGAGAGCAGAUUUUUAUCACGUUGGAAACAGUGUUUUGAGUGAUUGUAGUAAAGUUUAUUUUUGCAUUUGCACCUUUUUUGUCAUUAAAAAUGCCUGAACGCGCUUCGUGUGAAGUAAUAAAAGGAGCCGACCGGCUCCGCUUGCGUGCUCUUUCUCGCUUGCGCAGCCUGUCGAAUGGUCGAUGUGAAAUAGUUGGCGGCUCCGCUCCGGCCAAUUCCAAGCGUAUACGACCCGGUCUGUGUGAAAAGAAAAAAGCAGGCCGAUGCUCUCCGAGCCGGUCUGUGUGAACGGACCCUUAUAAUUAAAAUAUUAAACAUUUCCUUACCGACAAUCAUAAGCAACGCACCUACAAACCCCUCCAAGAUAAUCACUUUUCAUUCGAACAAGAUUUCACCCCCUAAGGGAUUAUGUUUCGUAAUAAACAAAGAGAUAUUCCGUAAGAAACUCGAAACUCACGUUUUUAAGAUUUUUUUUCAUUUUUUUAAAGUUUUCGUCCCCUAUGGGGUUACGUUUCGCAGCAUUCGAGUUACUUCUUAAGUAAAAUCGAAAUCGGUUUUUUGCGGUGAUUUUCGAGUUCGUUCUUACAUUAUAAGUAUAAUACAUAUUUUGUUUUUAUGAAAUGGUAUUUCGUAUAUAUAUGUAUAUAAACAUAUUAACAAAUAAUUGUAAGGUCAGUUAGUUUAUAAUAAGUCUAGAUAGAUUGUGAACUAUUUAAAUUAUCAACUCGUUUUUAAUAAAACGGAUCAAUUUAUUAAAUUAUAAAUACUAAUGUAAAAGGUUAUUAUCCGUCGAAAUUUUUGGAGCGCGUUAAGUAAGGGGAUAUUAGUAUCAGAUAUUAGGUAUUAAAAUGUUUGAGUUUUUUUUUUAUAGAAUAGGAAGGCGGACGAGCACAUACCCAUAUGCUCGUCCACCUGAUGGUAAGUGGUCACCAAUGCCCACAGACAUUGACAUUGUAAGAAAUGUCAACCAUCGCUUACAUCACCAAUGCGCCACCAUCCUUGGGAACUAAGAUGUUAUGUUCCUCCUUAGGGUGUGACUUGGUCCAGCAGUUUAGUCGUGAAAGGAAACAUCAGACACUGUUUACUCCCGAAGUACGGAGGGACCAAAUGAUGAACGAAAUAAGAACUAUAUUUCACUGUUCACUUCACUUUAAUAAAUUUGAUAGAUUUUGUAACUUUUUUUUUGAAUGUACGCUGUUGGCCCUAUUGUCCCUUAUUGGCCCUAUUGGUCACCGGGCGUUGGAGCGAGCACUAGACUCCGUCUACUCUGUAACAUUGACAUUACGUAUACGUAAUAUUAUAAAAAAAACUUGGACAGCGCGAUUCAGGAAUUUCAAAUAAUGAAUCAACGCCAUCUAUUGACAAAUAAUAACAAACAUGUUUACUCUUAACAGACAGAGUUCCUUUCGCAUGCAUAAUAUUAUGCUUCUCAUAAUUUUCUACAGUUAACAAUCUAUCUUUGUUUAUUACAAACGAACUUACCUUACAAUUUCACGCUCACAUAUAUGUAACACAUUUCAAAUAAUAUUGAUAAUAAUUUCAUUUAUAAAUUUCGUAUAUAAACAAUUCCAUUCAUCCGCCUAUAUUGUAUCUUAUGUAAUAAUAACUUUAAAUAAGUUAAGUAUUUAUAUGAAGUACAAAAAAUGGGAACAUAUAUAACACGAUAGAAUGAGACACAUCUAUAUAACUAUCUCACUCACACCAGAUAAUUCACUUCCAUAUAAAAAGCAUGUCAUUUAAUUUAAAAAAAAUGAUGGUGAUGAUGGUGUCAGUCCCAAGGUAGUCACGAGAAUCGAUGUGUAAGCGAAACUUACCCUGACGUCAGUUGACGCUCGAAAUCUUUUACUCGUCUGAUGCACAAAGUCUAACCUAAGAUUUUAACACAUAAAAAACAAAUGACUGUGACAGCUUUUGUGAAAAUUCAUUUGAUAAACAAUAUAUGUAAUAAUAAUUCCAUUCAAACAAUUACUCAAUCACACAAGCCGAGAUGGCCCAGUGGUAAGAACGCGUGAUUCGUAACCGAUGAUCGUGGGCUUAAGCCCGGGCAAGCACCACUGAAUUUUCAUGUGCUUAAUUUGUGUUUAUAAUUCAUCUCGUGCUUGACGGUGAAGAAAAACAUCGUGAGGAAACCUGCAUUUGUUUUCACUUAAAUUCUGCCACAUGUGUAUUCCACCAAACCUUAUUGGAGCAGCGUGGAAAUAAGCUCCAAACCUUCUCAAAAAAGGAGAGGAGGCCUUAGCCCAGCAGUGGGUCAUUCACAGGCUGCUACUUAAUUACACAUUUAGAAGAUAGAACAUAACCGAUAUAUAACGAUUUUUAAUUUUAAACAAUUCCAUAAAAGCAAUCAUACUCCAAUAUGUUAAACACAUACGUAUAAAUCUUGUUUACUCUCUAUCUCUUUCUAUCAUCAUUAAUUCAUCAUUCGCCAUCCCUCUCAAACAAUACUUGUAUGUAUUUAUAAUUUGUUCAAAACCAUUAAUGUAUUUUUAAUUAAGAAAUUGUCAUUCGAGAUGCCAUUUAAAAUUGUUGGUGCGAAAUUAUAAACAGACAAAUUGUUUCUGUGAUAAUAAAUAAUUAAAUAAAAUGUCUUAAAUGAAA